This is a messenger RNA of Phaethon lepturus (White-tailed tropicbird), 323 nucleotides long. RefSeq names its product protein FAM162B-like. Lineage: Eukaryota; Metazoa; Chordata; Aves; Phaethontiformes; Phaethontidae. The record is from RefSeq and is a predicted model, not a curated record. The annotation marks the transcript as partial. Gene Ontology annotation, cellular component: mitochondrion. Gene Ontology annotation, biological process: positive regulation of release of cytochrome c from mitochondria; neuron apoptotic process; cellular response to hypoxia. The transcript has 3 exons.
GUUACAGACCUUUCAAAAAUGACAGAAGACCUACAAAUUUUGACAAAAAAGUGUUGGUAUGGGCAGGACGCUUUAAAAAGGAGAAGGACAUUCCCAAGCACGUAUCGUCCGAGGUCCUCGACGCAGCAAGGAACAGCGUCAGGAUAAAGGUUUGCUACAUCAUGAUCACACUGACCUUGCUGGGCUGUUUGGCCAUGGUAAUCACAGGCAAAGAAGCUGCUAAAAGGGAUCACACACUGCUGAGGAUGAACGUAGAAAAGAAGUCCAAGUGGAGGGCUGAAGUGGAGAAAGAUCAGGAGGCAGCUGUUGGGAAGCCACAAUGA